AUCCAUUGUUCCCUGUGUUUUUUUUCUCUCCUCAUGCUGCCAGAACUCAUCUUUUCCCAUCAACAUUAAGAAGCCAAGACAGAAGAGCCAAAGGAAAGACAAAUACGAUGUAGGGGACCUCAGCCUUAUUUUGCAGAGGAUUUCUACUCUGACACAUUGUUGUGGACAAAGCAGCAAGCACGCUUCAGCUCUUCACCACAGCUCUGGCCAGGCUUGCAUUUUCCUCCUGACUGCAUUGGGGACUACAGUAUUUACCGCGUGGUGGCCAUGGGGCUGCCUGGCAGAGCCGUGUUUAUGCCGGGAGCUCUGAAAUGGGCACCGUCCCCCUCUCUGUGGAGGUUAAUACUGCUCUUUUUCUUCAUCUGGGCACUUGAAGCGCAAAUUGCAAUGGAAACUAAACCCAUAUACAUCUGGCAAACAGGUCCGUGGGGUCGUUGUAUGGGGAGUGAGUGUGGUCCUGGUGGCAGUCAGAGCAGAGCGGUGUGGUGUGCCCACUCUGAAGGUUGGACCACUCUCCACACCAACUGCGACCAGUCAGAACGGCCAGACAACCAGCAGAGCUGCUUCAGAGUGUGCGACUGGCACAAGGACCAGUACGGCUGGCAGCUCGGUGCCUGGAACCAGUGUGUCCCGGUGUCGAUGCGCAGCUCUGGGAUACAGCGCCCCACUGUGUGCUCACGGGGCGAGGAGGGCAUCCAGACCCGUGAGGUAGGCUGUGUCCAAAAAGCAGACGGAGAGCCUGCGGAAGAUGCAAUCUGCGAAUACUUUGAGCCUAAACCGAGGCUAGAACAAGCUUGUCUCAUACCAUGUCCUCUGGAUUGUGUUUUGUCCGAAUUCACCCUGUGGACUCCAUGUUCUAAAACCUGUGGGCUGGGCUUACGGAACAGGAUCCGGGUUGUUCUUGCACCGCCGCUGUUUGGUGGGGCAGCUUGCCCAAAUCUGACUGAAUUUCAGACAUGUCAAGCAGGUUUUUGUAAUGGUGAGGAAAGCCUUUACAGCGUUAGAGUGGGACCGUGGGGCCCCUGCUCGGUCCCACUGCCAAGACAAGUCAGACAUGCUGAAAAAGCACCCAGAGAGGGCAACAAGAAAUCCAGAGACGGUGAUAAACUUUCUAAAGAGGGUAAUAAACAGUCAAUGGGAGCAAACAAACAGAUUAUAGAUAAUGAAAAACAGCAAAAAGAAGAAGACACAAAUACCAAAGAAGAAGACAACUUACCCAGAGAUGGUAACAAACCACCCAAGAGAAAACUGACCAGAGCAAACAGGAAACAAAACAGACGAUCGCAACAGGCAGAUGGACCCAAACAACAGAAAAAAGCAAAAAAAAAGGAAAAGAGAGAGAAAGCCAAACAGGGUGUCAAAGGGAGGUUAAGAGAAAAGAACAAGGCACAGGAUCCAGAAGCGAGAGAGCUGAACAAGAAGAAGAAGAACAAGAGUCGCCAAAAACGCCCCGGAGGAAAGUUUUGGGAUCUACAAGUUGGUUACCAGACAAGAGAAGUGACCUGUGUGCAUAAGAGCGGGGCCAUUGAAGCUUUAAGCCUUUGCUCUCAGGAGAUGUUACCAGUGACCUUCCAGGCCUGCGUCAUUCCCAGAGACUGUGAUGUGACUGAGUGGUCAGAAUGGUCUGCUUGCUCCAGAGACUGCUUGGAGCCCAACAGACCCAACGGGGAGCGCACCCGCACUAGAAAAGUGAGCCAGUUCCCAAUAGGUGGAGGGGCAGACUGUCCAACGCUGGAGGAGAAAGAGUCGUGCACCCCCCAGGCAGAUGUGGUCGCAUCAUGUACUGUUUACAACUGGAAGACUUCAGAGUGGACAGAUUGUAGGGUGGACGUACUGCUAAGCCAGCAAGACCGUCGACGUGGCAACCAGACAGGGUUAUGUGGAGGAGGGAUCCAGACUCGGGAGGUCUACUGCGUACAGGCCAGUGUUGAUACACCAACAAACGUCAUUUCACUUAGGAAUAAAGAAGCUUUGCGGCCAGUGAACAGUGAACUGUGUCAAGGUAUUCCUCCAAACACCACCCAGCUGUGCCAAAUCAGCUGUCCUGUUAAGUGUGAAGUGUCUCCAUGGAGCGCUUGGGGACCCUGCACCUAUGAAAACUGUCAGACGACCAAGAAAGACCAGACCGUUAAGAAAGGCUUCAAAAUGAGAAAGAGGAGAAUCAUCAAUGAGCCUACAGGUGGGAUGGGGAACUGCCCCCACCUGGUGGAGGCAAUACCAUGCGAAGAUGCCAGCUGCUUUGAGUGGCUGGUGGUCAAACUGGAAGAGUGUGUCCCUGAUAAUGAGAAGGAAUGUGGACCAGGAACACAAAUUCCCGAAGUCCAGUGCGUAAGCAGUGAGGGUGAAUUUGUGGCGAAACAGUUCUGCCGUGAUGCCAUUCUUCCCAUGCCCACCAUCUGCGAGGUGCCUUGCCCAAAGGACUGUGCCUUAAGCCCCUGGACCGCCUGGUCGCUCUGCUCUCACACAUGCUCUGGGAAAAACACUGAGGGCAAGCAAACGCGAGUUCGAUCCAUCCUCGCCUACCAUGCAGCAGAAGGAGGAAUCCAGUGUCCCAACAUCAGUGCCCUGCAGGAGGUGAGGACCUGCAACGACAAUCCGUGCACUGUGUACCACUGGCAGACAGGUCUGUGGGGGCAGUGCAUCGAAGACUCGUCCAUCGUGUCCACAAACACAUCCAUAGCCCUGACACGAGGCGAUGACGUCUCCUGCUCUGUGGGGAUGCAGACCCGCAAGGUCAUGUGUGUUCGUGUCAGCGUGGGUCAGGUUCCUCCCAAAAAGUGCCCGGAGAGUCUUCGUCCAGACACCGUCAGGCCCUGUCUGCUUCCAUGUAAGCGAGACUGUAUGGUGAGCCCCUACAGCGACUGGAGCGCCUGUCCGCCAGCAUGUCCAGCAGGUGGUAACAUGAAGAAGAAACAGUACAGGAAACGGAUCAUUAUCAGAUUACCUGCCAACGGGGGACAGGAUUGUCCGGAGAUUCUGAGCCAGGAACGAGAGUGUGACGCUCCAUCGGCCUGCAGCGGAUACAGAUGGAAAAUCCACAAGUGGCGAAGGUGUCAGCUGGUUCCCUGGUCGGUCCGGCAGGACAGUCCUGGAGCUCAGGAGAACUGUGGACCUGGUCUACAGUUUCGAGCCGUUUCGUGCCGGAAGCAGGAUGGUGGGGCAGCAGACAUCGAGGUCUGUCUGCAGUUCAGUAGCCCCAUGCCGCCGCUCACUCAGCACUGUCAGCUGCCCUGCCAGGAAGAGUGCCAGCUGAGCAGCUGGUCCAAGUUCUCGCCCUGCACGGCCGACUGCGUGGGAGUCAGGAACCGUAAAAGGAUCCUUUUGGGGAAGAGUAAAAAGCGUGAAGAGUGUAAGAACAACAAGAUGUAUCCCGUAAGCGAAACCCAGUACUGCCCAUGUAAUAAAUACAACGCCCAGCCUGUUGGCAAUUGGUCAGACUGUAUCCUACCUGAGGGCAGCCGCACGGAGGGCCAAGUGGGCAUGAAGAUACAAGGUGACAUCAAGGAGUGCGGUCAGGGAUACCGCUACCAGGCCAUGGUCUGCUAUGACCAGGACAACCGCAUUGUAGAAACAUCUCGCUGCAACAGUCACGGGUAUAUCGAGGAGGCUUGCAUCAUCCCCUGUCCAUCUGACUGCAAACUUAGUGAGUGGUCCAACUGGUCCCGCUGCAGCAAAUCAUGUGGCAGUGGGGUCAAAGUUCGCUCCAAGUGGCUCAGAGAAAAGCCCUACAAUGGUGGAAGACCAUGUCCCAAACUGGACCAUGUCAACCAGGCUCAGGUGUACGAGGUGGUGCCCUGCCUCAGUUACUGUGGACAGUACGUCUGGGUGGCAGAACCCUGGAGCGUUUGGAAAGUCAGCAAUGUGGAUCUGAAGGUCAACUGUGGGGAAGGUGUUCAGACCAGAAAAACUAGGUGUAUGCUCAACACCAUAGACGGGCCAUCUGAGUACGUGGAAGACUACCUGUGUGAUCCAGAAGAGAUGCCCCUGGGGGCUCGUAACAGCCACCUGCCCUGCCCAGAGGACUGUGUGUUAUCAGACUGGGGAGUGUGGAGCCCAUGUCCACUGCCAUGUAGUGAGAACAGAACACGCGAGAGGGUGGCUUAUCCACUCCGUAAGCCAGGAGAGGACAAGACAUGUCCUCCAACUGCAGAGACAGAACCGUGCAAACUCAACAGAAACUGCUUCCACUACUCUUACAACAUCACUGACUGGAGCACCUGUCAGCUUAGUGAGAAUGCAGUGUGUGGAAACGGCAUCAAAACACGCUUGCUGGACUGUGUUCGCAGUGAUGGGAAGUCCGUUGACGUCAGUUUUUGCCAAGAGCUGGGUCUGGAGAGGAAGUGGCAAAUGAAUACUUCCUGUGUUGUGGAGUGUCCCGUCAACUGCCAGCUGUCGGACUGGUCAGCAUGGUCGGAGUGCACUCACACUUGUGGUCUGGCAGGCAAAUUGUGGCAGAGACGGACAGUGACCCAGGCUCCACAAGGGGAUGGUAGGCCAUGCUCAUCCCUGAUGGAGCAAUGGAAGCCUUGCCUUGUGAAGCCUUGCUACAGCUGGAAAUACAGUCCCUGGUCUGAGUGCAAAUCAGAGGGGGCGAGGUGUGGGGAAGGCGUUCGCUUUAGGAACUUGUCAUGCUUUGUGUCUGACGGCUCAGAUCAGAAGGACAGCAGUUUGGUCGACGAUGAGCUGUGUGGAGAUCUGGAACCUUCAGUGGACAGCGAUGCACAAAUUGUCCUGCAGGAACCAUGCACAGUACCCUGUCCUGGGCAAUGCUACUUGACAGACUGGACUGUUUGGAGUCCGUGCCAGUUUAGCUGCCUGAAGGGGGAUGACCUGGGUUUCGGCUCAGUCCAGGUCCGAUCCAGAGCCGUAGUGGCCCAGGAUCCGGAAAACCUAUUGCAGUGUCCGGAACAAGAGCUGGAGGCGCGGCCGUGUACAGGUGGACAGUGUUUUGAAUACAAGUGGAGCUCUGGACCAUGGAGAGGUUCAUCUCGCCAGGUUUGGUGUCAGCGUUCAGAUGGGCUGAAUGUCACAGGUGGAUGCCUAGCAACAGCCAAGCCAAAGGCUGACCGAUCCUGUGAGCCGCCAUGCACCAAGCUGCGGUCACUGUGCACAGAGGCAGGUGUGUGCGGCUGUGAAAAGGGCUACACUGAAGUGAUGACCUCUGACGGUAUGCUGGAUCAGUGCACAGUCAUCCCCAUGCUGGAGUUCCCCACUGCAGGCGACAACAAAGCAGACGUGAAGACCAUUCGAGCCUUCAACCCCACUCUGCCUGCUGCCAGCGCACCAGGCAGGGCAGGACGGACCUGGUUUCUGCAACCCUUCGGUCCAGAUGGGAAGCUGAAGACCUGGGUGUACGGAGUAGCUGCCGGAGUGUUCGUCCUCCUUGUCUUCAUAAUCUCAAUGACAUACUUAGCAUGCAAAAAGCCAAAGAAGCCACAGCGACGGCAGAUGAACAGCCGACUGAAGCCCCUGACUCUGGCCUACGACGGAGACGCUGACAUGUAGAAGUCUUCCUCCUCACGACGCCGAUUUACUGUACAGACAUCGCUCGUCGUUCAGGAAACAGGGUUGCCUCGGAAAUUCCUUAAAGUCAGGGUCUGACAGAAAGAGAAACCUCAUCGCUCAAGACACUGAAGCAACGUUCAUGAGCAGCCUUGAAGUUCCUGUCUUCUUUUUUAAUUCUCAUUUUGAUACUUCACGAGAGCCUUCUUGAAUUCUUAAUCCGCUUCGGUAAAUCUGCCUUUGCUUCUACGUCGUGUACUACCACCGGUACCACUGAAACUGCAGCUGUUGAAGAAGGUCCAUCCAAGAUGUAGGUUGCUGUAAAAGCACAAAUAUGUAUACUUAAUCUUUCUGUCUUAUACGGUUUUAGCGAUGUGAUCUUUGUAUCACAUGUUGACUAUUGGUCAGGGUUGCAGAGGGGUGGAAUAUUUCUAUAAAUUUUCCGUAAACCUUCCUUGGGGAGUUAAGCUGUAGACCAAUCCCAAAUCAUCACCCCUCCACCGCUGUGCUUGACAGUAGAUUUCAACUUUCAACUUUGAUAAACUGAAAAAAUAAGACUACAUUUGGUCUGUCACAGAAUAUUCAUGUCUCUCUAUCAUUAUGGUCUGGUUGCAACUCAUAAAGUCCACUGUCUGAAAAGAAAAGUUAAAUUAAUCCCAGACCUGACUACAUUUCCACCUGCCUCUUCCAUCUCUUUUUUUCUCUAGCCAUAAUUUUGCACUAUAUUAGUGCAGCAUGAAAUACACUCAUGUCUCGCUUUGCCAUAUGAAACUGCCUCUAAAUACAAGAUGAUGUACAGUCUUGUGCUA
Messenger RNA from Cololabis saira (Pacific saury), 6311 nucleotides. It is a transcript of the gene thsd7aa, whose product is annotated as thrombospondin, type I, domain containing 7Aa. Gene Ontology annotation, biological process: actin cytoskeleton organization. Lineage: Eukaryota; Metazoa; Chordata; Actinopteri; Beloniformes; Belonidae. The record is from RefSeq and is a predicted model, not a curated record. Gene Ontology annotation, cellular component: plasma membrane. The transcript is spliced from 28 exons. Bases 268 to 5505 code for a protein of 1745 amino acids.